GCACGACAUAAACCACUACCACACUACAAUGGACGGAGUCAAUAUGUUUGUCAGCACCUAACUGAGAGAACAUUAGUCGCGAAAAACUUUUACUCGUAUUUCGGUUACAUCGCCUUGUCGGAAGGCAUAGAAGCACUUCAGAAGACACUAGAAGCGCUACGUGACGAUCCUAAACUUGGCGGUUAUGCGAAGGUAUUUUUGACACGGAAUGAUUUCUUUAAGAAUAAUAAUGUGGAGCUUUAUUUUAUGCGAAAAGAGAGAAAGGUGAAAGAGAAGAUAAGCACAGAGACAACUUUAAGCAUGGUGAAUAAAAGACUAGAUAUGGCGACCGAAAUCGUCCACAAAAAUGUCCUUGGUCAUUUGGAGAAAGAAUUGGGGAAAGGAGAUCACUCAGAAGAAAAUGACGGGCAAGAUGAGGCCACAUCAAGCACACUUCCUGCCAAAAUCGAAAAUAGCAACAAUACAAAUACCAAAGAGUAUCUUAAUGAGCUUCCUCUCCAUGCCGAAUAUUCAUGUAUGGGGGAAGACUGGAUGAUGGAUGGUAUAGUCUUAAGUAAUAAUCUGAAGGGGACUAGUAUACUUGGACGCGGUCACUUUAACUUUUCGGAUACGGAGUGUACAUCGCAGAUAAGUGAUGAGCACUGGGAUAAUGUAAUAGUCCCAUUUUUAACGAAACAUAAGUUGAAAAACGCGUUUUAUACGGAGGGUGACGAAAAAAAGCUGGUGGAUAUGUUUGAAGAAAACAAAAAGAAGCUUUUAGAACAAGGCAACUUAAACUUGAUAUACAGUUUGUGUGAUACUGAAGAGAACACCACAAAAAUUCUUGAAAUUGUGAAGCGAAUACGAUUAGUUUUAUAUCUUAAAGGAUUUGCCGAUUGUCGGACCCUAACAUCGCUGGAAAGGAAAUGGCCAAUAUCUCUUCCUUCUGAUAUAUUGGACAAACGAUUGCGAGGUAUUUUGUGGGCAGCCGAGCUGAUAAAAUGGGUAAUCGCACAAUGGCAAGACGGUACCUUUUUCAAGGAAAUGAAGGAACAAUGGGUAAAAACACAGUUAGCGUCUCGUCUUCUCGUGCCAGUGAGUCCAGUAAAACCUGGUGAAAUUGAAUCCAAUGCAGAAAAGCUUGUCGCUAAUUACAAGAAAGCAUUGAUGUCUCCGAAAAUAAAAGCAAAGACUCGUGUAGAUGGACUUGACGAUGAUGAAGGAUUUGAAAACGUUUGGGUUGAGUUGAAAGGUGGCUUUGGUGCUCAGCAUGAAGCUGAAAACAAAAACAAUCUUGAGGAUCUGGAUGUAUUGCUUAAAGGAUUUUCAACGAUGUCUGCGAUGCAAGCUCCUACAUUGCCAGAAGAAGCAAAAAAUAAAAUUGGUGAACUUGAAUUCUUUGGAAUAAGAGGGAUGGGAAAUCUUUUUCAAUUCUGGGGCUGUUUCCAGGCCUCCAGAUAUCUCAUGUGUUCGUAUUUGUUAGGGGAAUUUUGUUUACCGUCAUUUGAGGGAAGAGAGGAGUUGCUCGAGCUUUCUUAUCAAUACUUGCAUUGCUUACAGAUAAGAGUGGAAACCAGCAAAUUAAAGUUUCACCAAAUCAGGGCCUUGGCAAGGAGUAAGAGAGUUUUUGAAGGUGACUCUUCGCCAAUCAAGGCAAAAAGAGUCCGAGAAUGA
Molecule: messenger RNA, 1653 nt
Organism: Ambispora gerdemannii
Lineage: Eukaryota; Fungi; Glomeromycota; Glomeromycetes; Archaeosporales; Ambisporaceae
Source: the annotation of a GenBank genome assembly